GGCGGGGCUGCUGGAAGUGGCCGGACGCUGUCUGCGGCUCGUUGUUUAAGCGGCUGACGGGAAGGAGAAGGUUUGGCUCCGGCGGCGCCGCGGGGCGGCAGUCACGACCAGCCCUCAAGCCGCCGCUAGCCUCUAGACUGGCAGAAGCCAGGAACCCCGGCUGAGGAGCGGCGGGGCGAGACGCCCGCUGGCCUUCUGACCGCAUCAUGUCGCGGGGCUCCAUCGAGAUCCCCCUCCGGGACACCGACGAGGUCAUUGAACUUGACUUCGAUCAGUUACCAGAGGGGGAUGAAGUUAUCAGUAUUCUGAAACAGGAGCACACACAACUGCACAUAUGGAUUGCUUUGGCGCUGGAAUACUACAAGCAAGGAAAAACAGAAGAGUUUGUAAAGUUGUUGGAAGCAGCACGGAUUGAUGGCAAUUUGGACUACAGAGACCAUGAAAAAGACCAGAUGACUUGCUUGGAUACAUUGGCUGCUUAUUAUGUACAACAGGCUAGGAAGGAAAAGAAUAAGGACAAUAAAAAAGAUCUUAUUACCCAGGCAACCCUCUUGUAUACAAUGGCUGAUAAAAUUAUUAUGUAUGAUCAGAACCAUUUGUUGGGAAGAGCCUGUUUCUGCCUACUUGAAGGUGACAAAAUGGAUCAGGCUGAUGCACAGUUUCACUUUGUACUCAACCAGUCUCCAAAUAAUAUUCCAGCCCUUCUUGGUAAAGCUUGCAUUUCAUUCAACAAGAAAGACUAUAGAGGAGCUCUUGCUUACUAUAAGAAAGCAUUACGUACUAACCCAGGAUGUCCAGGUAAGAGAAGAACUUUAGGUCUAAGCCGUGCCGAUUCCAUCAAAAAUGGUGUUCAGCUUCUUUCCAGAGCCUAUACUAUUGAUCCUAGCAACCCUAUGGUUUUGAACCACUUGGCAAAUCACUUUUUCUUCAAAAAGGAUUAUAGUAAAGUCCAGCACUUGGCUCUGCAUGCAUUCCAUAACACAGAGGUGGAGGCUAUGCAAGCAGAAAGUUGCUAUCAGCUCGCUAGGUCAUUCCAUGUUCAGGAAGAUUAUGACCAAGCUUUCCAGUACUACUAUCAAGCCACACAGUUUGCCUCAUCCUCUUUUGUGCUGCCAUUUUUUGGUUUGGGACAAAUGUAUAUUUAUCGAGGUGACAAAGAAAAUGCAUCUCAGUGCUUUGAGAAAGUUUUGAAAGCUUAUCCUAAUAAUUAUGAAACUAUGAAAAUUCUCGGCUCGCUCUAUGCUGCCUCAGAAGAUCAAGAAAAACGAGAUAUCGCCAAGGGUCAUUUGAAGAAGGUCACAGAACAGUAUCCUGAUGAUGUUGAAGCUUGGAUUGAAUUGGCACAAAUCUUAGAACAGACUGAUAUACAGGGUGCCCUUUCAGCCUAUGGAACAGCAACACGGAUCCUUCAGGAGAAAGUCCAGGCCGAUGUCCCCCCAGAGAUUCUGAAUAAUGUGGGUGCCCUCCACUUUAGACUUGGAAAUUUAGGAGAGGCAAAGAAAUAUUUUUUGGCGUCAUUGGAUCGUGCAAAGGCAGAAGCUGAGCAUGAUGAACAUUAUUAUAAUGCCAUUUCUGUUACAACAUCAUACAAUUUAGCCAGACUGUAUGAGGCAAUGUGUGAAUUCCAUGAAGCAGAAAAAAUAUAUAAAGACAUCUUACGGGAACAUCCUAAUUAUGUUGACUGCUAUCUGCGGCUAGGAGCCAUGGCUAGAGAUAAAGGAAACUUUUAUGAGGCUUCUGAUUGGUUCAAGGAAGCUCUUCAGAUUAAUCAGGACCAUCCAGAUGCUUGGUCUUUGAUUGGUAAUCUUCAUUUGGCGAAACAAGAGUGGGGCCCAGGCCAGAAGAAAUUUGAGAGGAUAUUAAAACAACCAGCUACACAGAGUGACACUUACUCUAUGCUAGCCCUUGGCAAUGUCUGGCUCCAAACUUUGCAUCAGCCCACUCGAGAUCGAGAAAAGGAAAAGCGUCAUCAAGAUCGUGCCCUCGCCAUCUACAAACAAGUACUCAGAAAUGAUGCGAAGAAUCUGUAUGCUGCUAAUGGCAUAGGAGCUGUUUUGGCCCACAAAGGAUAUUUCCGUGAAGCUCGUGAUGUAUUUGCCCAAGUAAGAGAAGCAACAGCAGAUAUCAGUGAUGUGUGGUUGAACCUAGCACAUAUCUAUGUGGAACAAAAGCAAUAUAUCAGUGCUGUUCAGAUGUAUGAAAACUGCCUCAGAAAGUUCUAUAAGCACCAGAACACUGAAGUUCUGCUGUAUUUGGCUCGGGCCCUCUUCAAGUGUGGCAAGUUACAGGAAUGCAAACAGACUUUGCUGAAGGCUAGACAUGUGGCACCCAGUGAUACAGUUCUUAUGUUUAAUGUGGCCUUGGUCCUGCAAAGAUUAGCUACCUCUGUCCUGAAAGAUGAAAAGAGUAAUCUGAAGGAAGUACUUAAUGCUGUGAAAGAACUGGAGCUUGCACACAGAUACUUCAGUUACUUGAGUAAAGUGGGAGAUAAAAUGAGAUUCGAUUUGGCCCUUGCUGCUACAGAAGCCAGACAAUGCUCUGACUUGCUGAGCCAGGCCCAGUACCAUGUGGCCCGGGCACGCAAACAGGAUGAAGAAGAGAGGGAGCUGCGGGCCAAACAAGAGCAAGAAAAAGAACUGCUAAGGCAGAAACUUCUCAAAGAACAGGAAGAAAAACGUCUCCGAGAAAAGGAAGAGCAAAAGAAACUUCUGGAACAGCGGGCCCAGUAUGUAGAGAAGACCAAAAAUAUCCUUAUGUUUACUGGAGAGUCUGAAGCAGCAAAAGAAAAGAAGAGAGGUGGUGGUGGUGGACGGCGUUCUAAGAAGGGAGGGGAGUUUGAUGAGUUUGUCAAUGACGACACCGAUGAUGACCUGCCUAUAUCCAAAAAGAAGAAGAGAAGGAAGGGUAGUGGAAGUGAACAGGAAGGUGAAGAAGAGGAGAGUGGUGAAAGAAAGAAGAAGAAGAGGAGAAGACCUCCAAAGGGAGAAGAAGGAUCUGACGAUGAUGAAACAGAAAAUGGCCCCAGACUGAAAAAGCGCCGUCCAUCAAGAGCAGAGAAGAAGAAGGCUUCCAAGCCAGAGCGUCUGCCUCCUUCAAUGAAGGGAAAAAUAAAAUCCAAAGCCAUAAUAUCAUCCAGUGAUGAUUCUUCAGAUGAGGAUAAACUUAAAAUUGCUGAUGAAGGACACCCCCGCAACAGCAACAGCGACACAGACGAGGGGGAACCGCGGAACCAGCGCACCUCUUCCGAGAGUGAUUCCGAUGAGAACCAGCACAGGUCCGGCAGCGAGGCUGGCAGCCCCCGCAGGCCCCGAAGACAGCGGUCCGAUGAGGAUUCAGACAGUGACCAGCCAGCCGGAAAGAGGCGGCCCUCGGGCUCCGAACCGUCUGACAACGAGUCUGUGCGGUCCGGGAGAAGCCACUCGGGAGGCUCGGAGGUGGACUCCCGCCCAGCCUCUCCAAGUGCCGAGUCAGAUCGCGAUUCAGAGAGAGCAUCUGAUAACGAGGGUUCUCGCCGAGGCUCUGGAAAUGAAUCGGAACCCGAGGGAUCCAACAACGAGGCCUCGGAUCGAGGCUCAGAACGUGGAUCGGAUGACAGUGACUAGGGUUUAUUUCAGAAAUAAGCGUCAUCUCUGGAGGAAACUUUUUUAAUAUAUGAAAGCUGUGAUAAAAACGUUUGAGUUGUUUAGUCAAACAAUUGUGAAAUUUUUCCUAAGGCUAUUUUUUUUCUAUUCAUUUGUAUAUUACUAAGCCCCAAGAGACAUUUCCCAUGCUAGAGUCCAAUAUUUGAGUCCUUUAAGCAAAUGAAGAAUGUGACUAUCCAUGGCACAGUUCCGCCUGUCAUGUGUGAAAACUGCCGGGCAGAUGAAGCCAGCUGGUAAAUCAUUCCUGCAGAGGUUUGACUGAAACUGUAGCAGACAUCUCAUCAUCUUUGUUAAGUGGCUUACUGUUUUGAUUUUUAUUGCAGUCUUUUACCAAGUGGUGCAAGAAACUUGUUUCAUUUUAAAUUUAGAUCAAGAAUAUUUUUAUUUUCUGGAGGAAGAGGUAUCUACUGUAUAAUUGCACCAAAGUACAAAUGAGAGGCAGGUUUUCUUUAAUAGUGUGAUACUGCAAGCCACGUAGAUAAAAUCACAAAUAUAUAAUUUGUUAGGUUGAGUAAGAGUGGAAAAAUGCUUUUCUGUUACUGGAAUUCAAAGACCCACCUAUGCCACAUAAUAAACUUCUUUUGCCAACUUUUAUGGGUAA
Manis javanica (Malayan pangolin) is the source of this 4242-nucleotide messenger RNA. Lineage: Eukaryota; Metazoa; Chordata; Mammalia; Pholidota; Manidae. The record is from RefSeq and is a predicted model, not a curated record.